Messenger RNA from Cooperia oncophora, 756 nucleotides. NCBI's taxonomy places the organism in Eukaryota, Metazoa, Nematoda, Chromadorea, Rhabditida, Trichostrongylidae. The record is from the annotation of a GenBank genome assembly.
AUGGCAGCUGCCGUGGAACUGCUGCCGCCACCUGAAGGCAUACGCUUUAUGAUGUCCUUCACAUAUUUGAUACUGUCGAUCAUUGGCCUCAUCCCUAACAUUAUUCUCGCUAUAACACUGAUCAAGAUUGGCUCGAUGCCGAAGCAGAAAAUGUUCGUUCUGUUGGCGGAGCAGAUUCUCAUCAGCGAUUUCUGUCAGCUCUCGUCUCAACUGUUCGUCGCAUUUCCGCUAUCGUUCUAUGGCCAAAAUAUCUUCGAGGGAACUCCGGCCAUUUGGGUAUAUAAUGUGGUGAAUUUCCUUGAUACUGUAGGCUACAAUGGUGUUCUUGACUUUACUUUUCUAAUGGCCGUAAAUCGUCUCACGGUUUUCAUGGCGCCGGGUCUCCAUUCAAUGCUCUUCGACAGCAGUAAUAUCAAAAAACAACGAUUACCAAAUUCAUCUCCUGCUCAGAAAACCAUAAAAGACGACCAAAGUACGGUGGCUUACGCUGUUAUUAUCUCAUUCUUUAUCGAACUUCAAACACUAUCGUUCACACUUCUUCCGAUGAUUGGCCACGGAAAUAACCGAUUCUACUCAAGCCUCGCACAGAACGUUAUCAGCAUCAUGAACAACUCAUCCAGUCCCUAUGUGUACUUCUUCUUCAACAGUCAGAUUCGUGCAGGGAUACUGGCGCUUGUACGCUGUAAAUCGCCGAAACAACAAGCUCAAGCUGUAGUCACUACCAUAUCGCAAGCAGGAAAAAGUCAGGCGUCAUGA